Phanerochaete carnosa HHB-10118-sp is the source of this 1247-nucleotide messenger RNA. RefSeq lists its product as uncharacterized. The record is from RefSeq and is a predicted model, not a curated record. Lineage: Eukaryota; Fungi; Basidiomycota; Agaricomycetes; Polyporales; Phanerochaetaceae. The transcript has 12 exons. Bases 1 to 1071 code for a protein of 356 amino acids.
AUGUCGGCACAGUCGGCACAGGCUCUUGUCCAGGCCUACUCGCAGCUGCUCGUGGAAGACUACGCCAUUGUGGCUGUGUCGUGCAAGUACAUCCUCCGCCUCGUCGUCUACGAGUUCUUGAUCACCACCAGUGACGAGGCUGACAUUCUCUGGAAAAGGCCUGUCACUACAUCUGCCAUCCUCCUUGGCUCGGUACGAUGGUGCAUGCUCCUCACGGUCGCACUACAACUUGCGCCACCAACUCGGAUGUCCGGUCUCCUCACACAACAUGUUGCUUACUGGAAUUCGACGCACAGCUGCAAAACACUCAGUGUCCUGGACGUGGUAAUCACACUCACUGGAUUCAUCCAAACUGCACUCUUUUCCUCCUUGCGCGUCUUCGCAAUCUGGCGCCGGAGCUACGUCUGGUCGUUGCCCGUGUUCGCUCUCAGCAUGGUACCAGUCGUGACGAACCUGAUUUAUACAGCGAUGUCGAAGUACAUUUCCGUCGCGGUUCCGCUUGUCGGCAUGACGUGUAUCUCGGAGUCCCCGUUCUCAGGGCAAACAACGUACGUUCCGCAGGCGAGGCGUUCUGUCUUGUACAUUACUCGCGUCUCACUUAUCCUCGCAGAUACAAUGGUGCUCAUCCUGACCUGGAUUAAGACAUUUGGACAUUGGCGGCACGCUCGCAGCGUCGGUGUCAAGGUGUCGAUGACGACAUGUUUGCUGCGUGAUGGAACGAUUUAUUUCAUAAUACUGCUGGCGAUGAAUCUAGCUCAGUUACUGACCUUCGACUCCUCUGGGGACCUGGCGCCCAUGGGCACGUUUGCUACGACGCUGCCACCGGUGCUUGUGAACCGCUUCAUGAUCAACCUACGGACGGUCGACUCGGAGGUGCCGGACUACUCCGUGAGCACUAAUGAUCAACAACAGCGAACGCCGACACUGCAAUUCACAAGGUCAGCGAACCGACUGGGAAAUAUUGGGGCAACGCUGCAGGAUGGGUGGAGCGAAGACGAGGCCUGGGACGAAGAAGACAGUGCUGCAGGAGUGGAAGAAGCGGGCCAACAGGAGGCGAGCGCAGAAGCUUGAACUGACGUCAAGUUGUGCUAGAGUGCGCACUGUUUCGGGCGGGCGGUGCUUAACAUAGAUAACACACGAGCAAAGAAUUCGAAGCUUAUAGCACCGAACGAUUGAUAUCCCAAUUAAAUGUUGUGUAGUCAGCACGCGACCUGUUACUAUCUGUAGAUGAACCAGUCAGAAUAUAU